Molecule: messenger RNA, 978 nt
Organism: Lactuca sativa (garden lettuce)
Lineage: Eukaryota; Viridiplantae; Streptophyta; Magnoliopsida; Asterales; Asteraceae
Source: RefSeq, a predicted model, not a curated record
AUGGGGAUUAUCGAAUAUUGGGAUCCUGCUACACUUCAGUUCCCUGAAAGUGGGGUUAAUUUCAAGUUGAUAAGUGAUACUGAUUUGUUUGCGAUUGUCAAAAGUAAAACUGUUGUUUCUGCUAUUGAGGUAAGUCCAGUUGGCAAACAAUUUGCAAUCACAUCACCAGAUCGAAGAAUACGUAUAUUUUGGUAUAGAACUGGUAAACUAAGACGUGUCUAUGAUGAAUCACUUGAGAAUGCUCAAGAUCUUCAAAGAAGCGAUGUUCCUUUGUAUCGAUUAGAAGCUAUUGAUUUUGGGAGAAGAAUGGCAGUUGAAAGAGAAAUUGAAAAAACAGAAAAUGUCCCACAGCCAAAUGCACUAUUUGAUGAAAGCUCUAAUUUCAUUAUUUAUCCAUCUCUCCUUGGUAUUAAAAUUGUAAAUCUGCACACAAACAAAGUUUCCAGAAUAUUAGGGAAGGUGGAAAAUAAUGACAGGUUUUUAAGAAUUGCUUUGUAUCAAGGUGAUCAAAGCAGUAAAAAAGUGCGAAAAAUUCCUGCUGCUGCUGUAAAUGUGAAUGAAAGCAAAGAUCCCAUGACAGAUCCUACUUUGUUAUGCUGUGCUUUUAAGAAACACAGAAUCUAUUUGUUCAGCCGAAGAGAACCAGAGGAACGUGAUGAUGCAACCAAGGGUAGGGAUGUCUUUAAUGAAAAGCCUCCUCCUGAUGAACUUAUGGCUGCAUCAGAUAUUGGAAAGUCUGUUACAACAUCUCUUCCAGAAAAUGUGGUAUGGGCAAUUGCAGAUUCUAGACGACAAGGCUUUCUUGGCUUCAAAGAGUUUAUUACUACAAUGCAGUUGAUUUCUAUGGCACAAGUAGGACACACAUUAAGUAGCGACCUCUUAAAUUCUGAUGUUGAUUAUGAAAAUUUGAAACCACCUGUUAUGGAUAGUCUGGAUGUCUUACUAGCUAAGAAAAAGCGUCCAAAAAGUGAUCCUUAA